CACUCCAAAACCCUGCCACCUAUCUAGGGUUUGCACAACACAGGAGAGCCGCGCAGCCGUUGCAAGAGAGUGAGAGAGAGAGAGAGAGAGCCAGACAGAAGCGAAGCAAUGGCAAGAAUCAAGGUCCAUGAGUUGAGACAGAAAUCAAAGACGGAUCUUUUGUCUCAGUUGAAGGAUCUCAAAGCUGAGCUUGCUCUCCUUCGAGUUGCUAAGGUCACCGGUGGUGCUCCUAACAAGCUCUCCAAGAUCAAGGUUGUGAGGUUGUCGAUUGCACAGGUUUUGACUGUGAUUUCGCAGAAGCAGAAGGCUGUAUUGAGGGAGGCUUACAAGAACAAGAAGUUUUUGCCUCUUGAUCUGCGUCCCAAGAAGACCAGGGCUAUCCGCCGGAGGCUUACGAAGCAUCAACAAUCACUGAAGACCGAGCGCGAAAAGAAGAGAGAAAUGUACUUCCCAAUGAGAAAGUAUGCUAUUAAGGUCUAGGGUGGCAUCAAUCACAUAUGCUAUUUUGAUAUCUUUCCUGAACCUGUUUUGUUGACAAGUUUUGACUUUGAUCGUCUGUGUCUUGUUUGUGAACUAGUUUUUUUAUAUCAAUUUAUGUUUAAAAACUUUGGGAAAGGGUGUAUCUCACUCUAACCAAGAUGCUAGAUUUAUAUUGGAAUAGUAGCUGAAGAGUAUUUUUGUUCA
This is a messenger RNA of Populus euphratica (Euphrates poplar), 684 nucleotides long. Its product is annotated as 60S ribosomal protein L35. Gene Ontology annotation, biological process: maturation of LSU-rRNA from tricistronic rRNA transcript (SSU-rRNA, 5.8S rRNA, LSU-rRNA); translation. The transcript has 4 exons. Lineage: Eukaryota; Viridiplantae; Streptophyta; Magnoliopsida; Malpighiales; Salicaceae. The record is from RefSeq and is a predicted model, not a curated record. The coding region runs from base 109 to 480 and encodes 123 amino acids. Gene Ontology annotation, cellular component: ribosome; cytosolic large ribosomal subunit. Gene Ontology annotation, molecular function: mRNA binding; structural constituent of ribosome.